Messenger RNA from Dunckerocampus dactyliophorus (ringed pipefish), 8406 nucleotides. RefSeq names its product mucin-2-like. Lineage: Eukaryota; Metazoa; Chordata; Actinopteri; Syngnathiformes; Syngnathidae. The transcript has 28 exons. Gene Ontology annotation, cellular component: extracellular matrix. The record is from RefSeq and is a predicted model, not a curated record. Gene Ontology annotation, molecular function: protein binding. Bases 1 to 8406 code for a protein of 2801 amino acids.
AUGUCAGAAGGAGGAUUGCGCAACCAUGUCAGCAGCAUCUGCAGCACAUGGGGCAGAGAGCACUUCAAGACGUUUGACGGUGAUGUAUACCAGUUCUCUGGCGCGUGCGAAUACAACCUGGCCUCAGACUGCCACAUGUCCAUGCAGGAGUUCUCAGUGCACAUAAGGAGGGAGCAGAACAAUGGGAACCCGACUGUCCGCUACGUCGUGGUCUCCAUCAAUGACCUUGCCUUCCAUCUCACAAAGGAAGUGGUCACUGUUAACGACCAACCGGUAUCAAUGCCAUACUAUAAUGGUGGAGUACAAGUGGAAAAUAAUGCUGUCUACAUCAAACUGCAGUCUAAAGUUGGCCUCGUUGUCAUGUGGAAUGGUGAUGAUGCUGUCAUGGUGGAGGUUGAUCGUGACUAUGCUAAUCGCACUUGUGGACUCUGUGGUGACUACAAUGGUGUUCCUGUCUACAAUGAGUUGAUUUACAGUGAUCGAAUAAUUAGCCACAUUGAAUUUGGCAACAACCAAAAAGUUCAUCAUUUGAAUGAAGACUGUGAAGACACCUUUGAGGAGUAUGGAGAACCGCUUGAUGAUGUGCCACUCGUAGAUUCUUGCGAAGAGUUUAAAAACAAUUGCACCCAAAUGCUUCUUUCAGAGUCCUGGAGCCCCUGCACCCGAGUUAUUGACCCUGCGCCAUACGUGAAGGCUUGUGUUCAGGACAUGUGUGGCUGCAACAACCGCACAAAUAACUUUUGUGUCUGCAGCACACUUUCCGAGUUCUCUCGACAGUGUUCCCACGCCGGCGGACAGCCUCCCAACUGGAGAACACCACAAUUCUGUGGUAUUCAGUGCCCAUACAACAUGGUGUACGAGGAGAGUGGUUCUCCAUGCAUGGACACGUGCACGCACCUGGACACAAGUUCACUGUGUGAGGACCACAGAAUGGACGGCUGCUUUUGUCCUCCUGGAACUGUGUUUGAUGACAUUUCCAUGAGAGGGUGCAUCGCUCAAUCUGAAUGUCAGUGCAAGCACGAUAGAAUCUACAACUCCAGCGAGGGCUACCAACACGACAAGGAGAUAUGCACUUGUUUUCAGGGCAGAUGGUCUUGUCAGUAUCUGGAGACACCAGCUACAUGUGCAGUGGAGGAGGGCUCACAUGUAACCACCUUUGAUGGGAAAUCUUACACCUUCCACGGAGAUUGUUUUUACACACUAGCCAAGGAUAUAUCAAGUCCAAAGUUUACCAUCCAGGUCCAGUUGGCACCUUGUACAAACCAAGAGUUUGACACUUGUCUCAAGGCCCUGAAAAUCCUGCUUAACAAUGACAGAAACAAUGUACUGAUGUUCAUUUCUGAUGGGACAGUAAAGCAGAACCAACAAUCCAUCACUUUGCCGUACCAAACAGGGGAUAUCAACAUAUUCCACGCGUCGUCUUUUCACAUCUUGCUCGACACCUCUUUUGGGUUGCAAAUUCAAAUCCAGCAUGUGCCUCUCAUGCAAGUUUAUGUCAGGCUGGAGCCGAGUUACAAGGGGAAGACACGUGGUUUAUGUGGCAACUACAACCUUGCCUUGUAUGACGACUUUAAGACUCCUCAGGGGAUUGUUGAAGGAACGGCGACAAUGUUUAGUAACACCUGGAAGGCGAACCUCAUGUGUCGAGACACAAGGGAGAGACUUGAUGACCCCUGUUCUCUUAGCAUUGAAAACGAGUUGUACGCCAAACAUUGGUGCGCCUUGCUGUUACGUCCAAAUAGCACCUUUGAACAGUGCCAUUCAUUUGUGGAUCCUGAUGUUUACUACAAGCGCUGCACCUAUGCCAGCUGCAACUGUGACAAGAGUGAAGCCUGCCUGUGUGCUGUCUUCUCUUCCUAUGCCCGAGCCUGUGCAUCUAAGGGAGUCUUCUUGACGGACUGGAGGGCAAAUGUUUGCGACAAGUACACAAAGAGCUGCCCAGCAUCUCAGAUUUUCUCAUACAAGCAUCAACGCUGCGAGCUGACUUGUAGAUCACUGAGUUCAACACUGCAGACUUGCUCCUCUGACUUCCUGCCUGUGGAUGGCUGCUCCUGCCCUGAGGGUCAAUACCUAAAUGAAUAUGGCGUCUGCAUCCCCAAAGAGAAAUGUCCCUGUUAUCACAAUGAGGCCUUCAUCAAGCCUGGGAAGUCCAUCAACAUCAAAGACGAGCACUGUGUGUGCAGGAAUGGGGUGCUUCAUUGCCACUCUUGGAGAGCACGCUCAUCAACAUGCCCUCCACACAAAGUGUUCUUCAACUGCUCGAAUGCUGGCUCAGGAGAACUUGGAGUCCAAUGUGCACCUUCUUGUUUAAAUCUGGAUAGCGAUGAUUGUGACUCCAGCGAGUGUGAAUCCGGCUGUCAGUGUCCUCUUGGCCUUUUUGACGAUGGCAAAGGUUUCUGUGUGGAAAAAUCGGAUUGUCCAUGUCAGCAUAAUGGACAAAUCUAUGCCUCUGGAACGCAAAUUCCUAAUCAGUGCAACAUGUGCACUUGCAAAAGCGGAAAAUGGAAUUGCACAGAGGAAAAAUGCUCAGGAACGUGCAUUAUUUAUGGAAGUGGCCAUUACAGUACAUUUGAUCAGCGAUCAUAUGCGUUUCAAGGAGACUGCAGCUAUGUUGCAAUCAAGAACAAAUGUGGCAAUAAAACAGCACAGGACAACAUUGGAGUCAUUACAGAGAAUGUACCGUGUGGCUCUACAGGUACCACAUGCUCCAAAACUGUCCGAAUCCAGUUGGGGCGAAUGGAAAUUAAACUAUCAAAAGGAAAAUAUGAAGAGGUGGACCUAGGACAGGGCAGUCAAAUAAAUUACAAGAUAAGGAAGGUUGGCAUGUAUCUGGUCAUAGAAUCUGCUAUUGGAGUAGCAGUCAUGUGGGAUCGCAAAACAACUGUCCGCAUCCUCUUGGAACGUCAACACGGUGGAGAAGUAUGUGGCCUGUGUGGAGAUUUUGAUGGCAAUGGACAGAAUGACUUCACUACUCAGAACCAACUUUUAGUGAGCAGUGCUUUAGAAUUUGCCAACAGCUGGAAAACCAGCAGCAGUUGCCCAAACGUGGGAGCAAACACUGAUCCUUGUGUCGCAAAACCAAGCCGACAUCACUGGGCCAAAAUGAUGUGCAGCAUUAUACAUGGAGAAACAUUCAAACAAUGUCACAAUAAGGUGGAUCCACAGCCCUAUUAUGAGAACUGUGUGAAAGACUCAUGUGCAUGUGACACCGGAGGCGACUGUGAAUGUUUUUGUACUGCAGUUGCAGCUUAUGCUCAGGCUUGCAAUGAGGCCGGUGUGUGUGUGGCAUGGAGAACACCAGAUAUCUGUCCUGCCUUCUGUGAUUACUACAACAACCCACAUGAAUGCAGGUGGCAUUAUAACCCAUGUCAUCAACCAUGUUACAAAACCUGCUUAAAUCCAGAGGGAAUUUGUAGCAACCCCUUACCACAACUGGAGGGUUGUUACCCCGUGUGCCCGGAAGAUAAGCCCAUAUUUGAUGAGGAACACCAGAUAUGUGUCGAGGAAUGUGAAGGUUGCUUUUACAAUGGGACAAGAUAUGAUGAAUAUGAAGUUAUUUAUAAUGUGACUGACAACUUAGGAAUGUGCUACUAUGCAAUAUGUAUAAAUGCAACAGUGAUAUUUGGAAAUGAGACCUGCUCCACCACAACAGUGCCUCCUACAACAACCUCUACUCCUGUGACUGAAUCUUCUACGACAAUUGAAGGACCAACUACCAUCUACACAAAACCUACAGCCUCACCAACAGGACCUCCCACUACCACUGAGGAAUUAACCACAACAACACAAUCAACUACUCUAUCAACAACACCUGUCAAGACCACUGAAAAGCUGACCACAGUCACAAAGUCUACACCUCAGACAGAAACUACAAGUAGGGAGCCAACCACAACCAUGAUAUCGACCACGCCACAAACGGAGCCUCCAACGACAACUGAAGAAAAAACCACCACAAAAUCAACAUCCCAACCAACAGAACCGCCCACAACAACUGAAGUUCCAAGCACUACGCCGAAACCAUUCACAACAACACCCAUUGCAAGUUCAACCACCACAAUAUGUGUUACUGGAACAGAACCACCUCCAAACACGACUGAAGGAGCAACCACCACGACAACAAAAUCGACAAUACCCCCAACAACACCUAAAACUACAAAUGAGGGCGAAACCACCACGAUCACAAAAUUUACUUCAUCAUCAUCAGUACCCACCUCUACGACUCAAGGCCAAAAGACCACAACGAUAUCUGCUACCACAACGUCCACGACAUUUGAGGAACCUGUAACUGGAACCACAGAAAGCCCGGGUACUGGCCCUGUUGUUAGCAACAUUACAACACCAUCCAAAUUUCCCAACACAACAACUGAAGGUCCCACUGUGACUACACGAUCUACCACCACAUCAGCAGGACUCACCACAACAACCGAAGGUCCCACCACAACAACAAAAUUUACCACCACACCAUCAGCACCCACCACAACAACUGAAGGUCCCACAACUACAACACAAUCUACCACCACAUCAGCAGGACCCACCACAACAACUGAAGGUCCCACGUCAACAAUAAAAUUAACAACCACACCAGUAGGACCCACCACAACAACCGAAGGUCCCACUACGACAACAAAAUCUACCAACACACCAGCAGGACCCACCACAACAACUGAAGGUCCCACAACUACAACACAAUCUACUACCACACCAGCAAGACCCACCACAACAACUGAAGGUCCCACUACAACAAUAAAAUCUACCACCACACCAGCAGGACCCACCACAACAACUGAAGGACCCACUACGACAACAGGAUCUACCAUCACACCAGCAGGACCCACAACAACAACGAUUGGUCCCACAACUACAACGCAAUCUAGUACCACACCAGCAGGACCCACCACAACAACUGAAGGUCCCACUUCAACAAUAAAAUCAACAACCACACCAUCAGUACCCACCACAACAACCGAAGGUCCCACUACGACAACAAAAUCCACCACCACACCAGCAGGACCCACCACCACAACCGAAGGUCCCACAACAACACAGUCUACGACCACACCAGCAAGACCCACCACAACAACUAAAGGUCCCACUACAACAAUAAAAUCAACAACCACACCAGCAGGACCCACCACAACAACUGAAGGUCCCACUACGACAACAGAAUUUCCUCCCACACCAGCAGGACCCACCACAACAACUGAAGGACCCACUACGACAACACGAUCUACCACCACACCAGCAGGACCCACCACAACAACUGUAGCUCUCACAACUACAACACAAUCUACUUCCACACCAGCAGGACCCACCACAACAACACGAUCUACCACCACACCAGCAGGACCAACCACAACAACUGUAGGUCCCACAACUACAACACAAUCUACUACCACACCAUCAGGACCCACCACAACAACUGAAGGUCCCACUACGACAACAGAGUCUACCACCACACCAGGUCCCACGACGACAACAGAGUCUACCACCACACCAGCAGGACCCACCACAACAACUGAAGGUCCCACUACGACACCAAAAUCAACAACCACACCAGCAGGACCCACCACAACAACUGAAGGUCCCACUACGACAACAAAAUCAACAACCACACCAGCAGGACCCACCACAACAACACGAUCUACCACCACACCAGCAGGACCCACCACAACAACUGUAGCUCUCACAACUACAACACAAUCUACUUCCACACCAGCAGGACCCACCACAACAACACGAUCUACCACCACACCAGCAGGACCCACCACAACAACUGUAGGUCCCACAACUACAACACAAUCUACUACCACACCAUCAGGACCCACCACAACAACUGAAGGUCCCACUACGACAACAGAGUCUACCACCACACCAGCAGGACCCACCACAACAACUGAAGGUCCCACUACGACACCAAAAUCAACAACCACACCAGCAGGACCCACCACAACAACUGAAGGUCCCACUACGACAACAAAAUCAACAACCACACCAGCAGGACCCACCACAACAACUGAAGGUCCCACUACGACAACACGAUCUACCACCACACCAGCAGGACCCACCACAACAACUGAAGGACCCACUACGACAACACGAUCUACCACCACACCAGCAGGACCCACCACAACAACUGUAGCUCUCACAACUACAACACAAUCUACUUCCACACCAGCAGGACCCACCACAACAACACGAUAUACCACCACACCAGCAGGACCCACCACAACAACUGUAGGUCCCACAACUACAACACAAUCUACUACCACACUAUCAGGACCCACCACAACAACUGAAGGUCCCACUACGACAACAGAGUCUACCACCACACCAGCAGGACCCACCACAACAACUGAAGGUCCCACUACGACACCAAAAUCAACAACCACACCAGCAGGACCCACCACAACAGCUGAAGGUCCCACUACGACAACACGAUCUACCCCCACACCAGCAGGACCCACCACAACAACUGAAGGACCCACGACGACAACACGAUCUACCACCACACCAGCAGGACCCACCACAACAACUGUAGGUCCCACAACUACAACACAAUCUACUACCACACCAGCAGGACCCACCACAACAACUGAAGGACCCACUACGACAACACAAUCUACCACCACACCAGCAGGACCCACCACAACAACUGAAGGUCCCACUACAACAACAAAAUCAACAACCACACCAGCAGGACCCACCACAACAACUGAAGGUCCCACUUCAACAAUAAAAUCAACAACCACACCAGCAGGACCCACGACAACAACUGUAGGUCCCACAACUACAACACAAUCUACUACCACAUCAGUAGGACCCUCCACAACAACUGAAGGUCCCACGACGACACCAAAAUCAACAACCACCUCAGCAGGACCCACCACAACAACCGAAGGUCCCACUUCAACAAUAAAAUCAACAACCACACCAGCAGGACCCACGACAACAACUGAAGGUCCCACUACGACAACAAAAUCUACCACCACACCAGCAGGACCCACCACAACAACUGAAGGUCCCACGACGACAACAAAAUCUACCACCACACCAGCAGGACCCACCAUAACAACUGAAGGUCCCACUACGACAACACGAUCUACCACCACACCAGCAGGACCCACCACAACAACUGAAGGUCCCACGACGACAACAAAAUCUACCACCACACCAGCAGGACCCACCAUAACAACUGAAGGUCCCACUACGACAACACAAUCUACCACCACACCAGCAGGACCCACCACAACAACUGAAGGUCCCACUUCGACAACACGAUCUACCACCACACCAGCAGGACCCACCACAACAACUGAAGGUCCCACUACGACAACACGAUCUACCACCACACCAGCAGGACCCACUACAACAACUGAAGGUCCCACUACGACAACAAAAUCUACCACCACACCAGCAGGACCCACCACAACAACUGAAGGUCCCACAACUACAACAAAAUCUACUACCACACCAGCAGGACCCACCACAACAACCGAAGGUCCCACUACGACAGUAAAAUCUACAACAACAUCAGCAGAACCCACCACAACAACUGAAGGUCCCACUUCAACAAUAAAAUCAACAACCACACCAGCAGCACCCACCACAACAACUGAAGGACCCACGACGACAACACGAUCUACCACCACACCAGCAGGACCCACCACAACAACUGUAGGUCCCACAACUACAACACAAUCUACUACCAAACCAGCAGGACCCACCACAACAACUGAAGGACCCACUACGACAACACGAUCUACCACCACACCAGCAGGACCCACCACAACAACUGAAGGUCCCACGACGACAACAAAAUCUACCACCACACCAGCAGGACCCACCACAACAACUGAAGGUCCCACCACGACAACACGAUCUACCACCACACCAGCAGGAACCACUACAACAACUGAAGGUCCCACUACGACAACAAAAUCUACCACCACACCAGCAGAACCCACCACAACAACUGAAGGUCCCACAACUACAACACAAUCUACCACCACACCAGCAGGACCCACCACAACAACCGAAGGUCCCACUACGACAGUAAAAUCUACAACAACAUCAGCAGGACCCACUACAACAACUGAAGGUCCCACUAUGACAACACGAUCUACCACCACACCAGCAGGACCCACCACAACAACUGAAGGUCCCACGACGACAACAAAAUCUACCACCACACCAGCAGGACCCACCAUAACAACUGAAGGUCCCACUACGACAACACGAUCUACCACCACACCAGCAGGACCCACCACAACAACUGAAGGUCCCACUUCGACAACACGAUCUACCACCACACCAACAGGACCCACCACAACAGCUGAAGGUCCCACUACGACAACACGAUCUACCACCACACCAGCAGGACCCACUACAACAACUGAAGCAUUAUAG